Lycium barbarum (goji berry) is the source of this 1710-nucleotide messenger RNA. RefSeq lists its product as uncharacterized. The coding region runs from base 1 to 1710 and encodes 569 amino acids. NCBI's taxonomy places the organism in Eukaryota, Viridiplantae, Streptophyta, Magnoliopsida, Solanales, Solanaceae. The record is from RefSeq and is a predicted model, not a curated record. The transcript is spliced from 3 exons.
AUGCCGGUGAAAAUAAAAGCAACAGCCGCCCAGAAGGGCAAGACUAUGGCAAGAAGGCGGAAUAAUCGGGAUCCAAAUGUAGAUGAGGGUGAAACCCAUCAUGAGGCUCCAUCAUAUAUCUCUCAUACUCCGCCUGUUGUAGAGGAACAAGAAGGAGCUUCUACUCCAGCUCCAGUGUCUCCAGUUCCUCCUCUAGGUGCCUCUGGCCAGCAGAUGACCGAGGAACAACAAGCGGCUAUAGUCGAACUCCAAAAGAAGAACAACGGCACAAGAAUAGCAGGGCCGAACCAAAUUAAUGAGCCGGCCCAUGGGGGAGAUAGAGAAACUAACAAUUGCAACGGGUCAUGUUCUAACGGUUCAGGUUCUAACAGGUCAGGUUCUAUCGGGUCAGGUUCCAACGGGUCAUCCGAGGUCCGGGAAAUGCUUGAGGCACUGGCCAAACAGAUCGACACCAAUAAGAAGAAGGUAGAAAAUUACAACUCUCGAGUGGACCAGAUCCCCGGAGCCCCACCAAUUAUAUCCGGGCUGGAUUCCAAACGUUACAUUCGGAGGCCUUUCCCGCCGAGUGUUGCCCCGAAGUUAAUCCCGAAGAGGUUUACGAUGUCGGAUAUCCCUAAGUAUGAUGGAACAACGGAUCUGCAAGAACACGUGACUUCUGAUACCUGCGCCACAAAUGGAAAUGAUCUUGAAGAAGACAAAGUUGAGUCGAUGUUGUUGAAGAAGUUCGACGAGAUGUUAUCCAAAGGGGCGAUGACAUGGUAUAGUAUGCUACCCGAACACUCUAUUAACUCUUUUGAAAUGCUUGCAGAUGCUUUUGUGAAGGCUCAUGUUGGGGCUCGAAAGAUCCAAGUGAGGAAGGCUGACAUAUUUAGAAUAGCCCAAAAGGAUAACGAAUUACUCCGAGAAUUCGUGACAAGGUUUCAGAAGCAAAGAAUGUUAUUACCCCCAGUUCCAGAUAGGUGGGUAGCCCAAGCUUUCACUAAGGGACUCAAUUCUUGUAGCUCUGUCGCCUCGUUCAAACUAAAGGAGAAUUUCUUGGAGUAUAAAGCAGUGACAGGGGCUGAUGUCCACAACAGGCGAAAUCAUCGCAGCUCAGUGAGCAGGGCUUUGCAAUUCAAGAAUAACCCUGUUGGGACAUCUGACACUGAAGAGAGCCCAAGGUUAUCCGAGUACCACUUCAACGUCGAUGCCGCUGCCAUUGUUUCUGCUAUUGGACACAUUAAGGAUGCGAAAUGGCCGAGACCACUUCGAACCGACCCUGUCCAACGGGAUCCGAACGCGGUGUAUGACUACCACGCGACUCAUGGCCACCGAACCGAGGACUGCCGACAACUAAGGGAUGAAAUCGCUCGAUUAUUGAAGAACGGAUACUUACAUGAAUUCUUGAGUGACCGAGCAAAGGGUCAUUACAAAAAUAGGGAAGCAAAUAAGAAAGUGGAAUCGGCGGAACCCCUGCACGUGAUCAACAUGAUUAUUGGAGGAGUGGAAAUUCCUCAAGGUCCAACAAUGAAGAAAACAAAAGUCUCGAUCACUCGGGAAAAGAGAACCAGAGAUUAUGCACAGGAGGGAUUCAUUUUCUUCAGCGAUGAAGACGCGGAGGGCAUUAUUCAACCUCACAAUGAUGCCUUGGUAAUCUCUAUCCUUAUAAAUAAAUCUCAGGUUAAACAUAUUUUAAUUGACCCAGGUAAUUUGGCUAACAUUAUUCGUUAG